AUGAAGAACUUCACCUCCAUCCUCACAUUCCUUGUGGUCUCUGCUUCCGUCGUUUCUGCUCGUGCCUUGCCUGAGCAAGAGAGCCAGAAUGCGGCCAGAACACCUUAUUCAUAUGUCGCUGAGAUCACCGGUCGUUCGCCAAGGAAGGUAAAAGCCUUUACCAAUGGCACAGUCACAGCAAACUCGCCAGCAACAAAUGGAGGCGCUACCAUGAAUGGCAAGGGCCAUGAAUGGAACUCUACACUUACGGCUAGUCAAGCCGCAACAAGCGCCACCGGAAAGAAGGGCACGGGUGCCACUGGGCUCACAGCAACUAGCAAAAACGCAACCGCUGAGGCUGGUGGAAAGAAGGGAAAUAAAGGGGCCACUGGACUUACACCGACUAGUGAAAACAGAAUCUCUGAGGCUGGUGGAGAUAAGGGAAAUAAGGGGCCUAUAGGUGUGAGUAGAGUGACGAAUUCAACCAAUGUGGCUGCAGGAAAGAAUGGAACGGCUUCCGCUACUGCUUCCGGAGUCGCGGCCCAAAAAACAGACCUCACUAAGGAGCAAAUCGCUUCGAUCUAUCUCCAGGACCUCAAUUUGCUCGAAGAGGGACGCGUGAUGAACGCAACUGCCUCUUCCGGCGCCGCGAAUUCGUCAACCACUUAUAGCGCCGCCCGGGCCGCUUGGAAAGCAGCCCAGCAAGCCGCCGCAUCAAAAGCAGCUGCCGCAACCGCCGCCCCAGCAGUCGCGAGGCCAGUAACUCUUCCGGUCGCGUAG
This is a messenger RNA of Drepanopeziza brunnea f. sp. 'multigermtubi' MB_m1, 759 nucleotides long. RefSeq lists its product as uncharacterized. The record is from RefSeq and is a predicted model, not a curated record. NCBI's taxonomy places the organism in Eukaryota, Fungi, Ascomycota, Leotiomycetes, Helotiales, Drepanopezizaceae.